This is a messenger RNA of Vespa crabro (European hornet), 2853 nucleotides long. It is a transcript of the gene Arl5, whose product is annotated as ADP-ribosylation factor-like protein 5B. The record is from RefSeq and is a predicted model, not a curated record. The transcript is spliced from 4 exons. Gene Ontology annotation, molecular function: GTP binding; GTPase activity. NCBI's taxonomy places the organism in Eukaryota, Metazoa, Arthropoda, Insecta, Hymenoptera, Vespidae. Bases 111 to 650 code for a protein of 179 amino acids. Gene Ontology annotation, cellular component: cytoplasm; trans-Golgi network. Gene Ontology annotation, biological process: protein localization to Golgi membrane; vesicle-mediated transport; intracellular protein transport.
GUAUUCUGUACUAAGAAGAGAGAGAGAGAGAGAGAGAGAGAGAGAGAGAGAGAGAGAGAGAGUUACCGAGCGCGGUGUUUUUCGAAUUAUUUUGGAACUGUGGGCUCAAUAUGGGAUUGCUAUUUGCAAAGUUGUGGAGUCUCUUUGGUAACGAAGAACAUAAAAUAGUUAUGGUAGGAUUGGACAAUGCCGGUAAAACAACCAUAUUAUAUCAAUUUCUAAUGAACGAGGUUGUUCAUACGUCCCCGACUAUUGGUUCAAAUGUAGAAGAAGUAGUAUGGAAGAAUAUUCAUUUCAUAAUGUGGGAUUUAGGGGGACAGCAGAGCUUAAGGGCCGCAUGGUCUACUUAUUACACGAAUACAGAAUUCAUAAUUAUGGUUAUAGACAGUACAGAUAGAGAGAGACUCGGUGUGAUAAGAGAAGAAUUGUAUUCUAUGUUAAAUCACGAGGAACUUAGCAAAGCUAAUGUUUUAGUUUAUGCUAAUAAGCAGGACUUGAAGGGUAGUAUGACAGCCGCUGAAAUUUCAAGGCAACUAGAUUUAACAUCGAUCAAAAAACAUCAGUGGCACAUACAAAGCUGUUGUGCUCUCACGGGAGAAGGACUCUAUCAAGGACUGGAAUGGAUCGUUGGACGUCUCAAGAAGACAUGACGUACAUUAUGAGAAUUUGUCAUAAAUUCGACGGAAUAACUAAACUGUAUAAUAUGUGAUUAGCGCGAGUUAGUAUUGUUGCUACUUUGAUGGUCGUACACAUAUUGGAAAAAAUAAUUUUAUGACGUUUUAAAAUGAUACAUUAAUUUAUAGUACGAUGAUCAAAGUAUAACUGCAUAUACCGAGACAAUUACCGUAGCAAAUGUUUAAUGUAUUUCAGAGUGGACGGGCAAAAAAUUUAUUUAUUUUCAAUAAAAUAAUAAUACACGCUCGCGUUUCCUAAUAUAAAAACGUGAAAAUAAUUGUGGAGAAAAGAUGAAUUAUCGAUAGGUAUAAAAGAAAAAAAAAAAAAACAAAAAAAAAAAAAAGAAGAAAAAAAAGAGCGAAGCUAAAGAAGAUUGUAAAAUAUAAAAUAGGAGGUUUCCCAUGAUGUAUAAUGCUUGAUUAAUUUUACAAUAUUACAGAUAUGUUAAAAUAUGUGUUGUUUUACGUUUAAGUAACAUGCAUUUUCAAGAGUGAUAACUGCCAACUCUUAUUCCUCGUUCGCACAUAUUUCAUAUAUCAUUUAAUUUCCGCAAGUACUAUCCAAUAAUAACUAUCGGUUAUUAUAAGAAAAAGAAGCGCAAUUGGAAGAAUCUAAAAUAAAUUCUUCAAAAUAGAAUUCGACCCGUUCACUUGUGCUUAUAACAAAUGCCGAAGCCGCAGGAAGUACUUGUUUACAUACAAAGAGAAUAUCAUCGUUUGGCUUCUUAUGCAAAAGUAAAAGGUACAUCUUUGUACAUAGUUUUUAUACACUUUAUUAACGAUAAGCGACUGUAAAAAAAGAAAAAAGAAAAAAACCAAAAAAAAAAGAAAACAAACAAAAAAAGAAAAGAAAAUAAAGGAAAAAAGAAAAGGAAAAAACUACAGAAAAGAAGAAGAAGAAGAAGAAGAAGAAAAAAGUAAGGUCAGCAAGUAUAGCUCCAAUCUGUAACAUAUUUUUAACAUUUCUGUAUCAAAUUUUAAGCAGAUUUCGUACCGUCUGAACCGUGCAAACAGCUGUAAGACUUCAUAACAAGGAUAGAUAACUGACGGACGGAUGUUUGCUGGAAAAAUCUAAUUUGACUUGUGCGUUACAAAUAAUCUUAAUUAAAUUAAUACACUUGAUACAAAACGAUACAAAUUCAUUUCUGUGUAAUUAUAUAUUAUGGAACAAAAAGUUUUAUUUAUUAAUUAAUUAAAAAUAUAUCGUUUUAAUGUUCAAUCAACAGUUCUUUGAUAAUAAUUUGUAUGCAGUUAGAAAUAUUAUUGCGCCGGGUUGCGUUACUUAGACAAUAUUCAGUCAAGAUGUUAACAAUAUUGAGUAUCAAUAUAAUGGACGUUGAUUAAAUUUAAUUGAGAAAAUGUUAAACAUCAUUGUAUAAGACAAAUGCCGUCUAAAGUCAAGAGUGAGAUUCUUACGUAUAAAAUAAUUUUCUCAUAUUGAGAAAUGACACUUGAAAAUAACGAACUACCGCGCAUACCUAUAAUAAUCGCACUUUUUUGCACAUCGUAUAUGAACAUACAUACGUUAUUUUCUCUUUAAUCGAAAUUUUGUCAAAGUCUUUCAAUGAUAUAAUUGUUGAUAGAAACGUGACUAAAAGUAGUAUUAUCGAAUCGAAGAUUUUUAUCACCCUGAGUUAUUUUCUUAUUUGAAUUAGUUAAAAAAAAAAAAAAAAAAAAAAGAAACAGGAGAAAGUCAGCGUGUAUAAAGCGUGUGUGCGUUACAUGUAUAUGUACAUGCCUAUAUGUACAUACAGAGAGAGAGAGAGAGAGAGAGAGAGAGAGAGAGAGAUAUCAUGUUCAAUUUAACAAAGCAGGCGAACCUGCUUCCUGCGACAUUGUUCAAAAUCACACGAAAUCGUUAGAUCUCUUCUAUCCGUCUUCCUCUUUUAAAAUUUUUAUACUACGUACAAGUGAUGAUCUCAUUUUGUUCCGAUAGUAUCACUUUUGAAAAAUAUUGACAUGAAAAUGAAGGAUCCGUAAAGAAGCCGUACGGAAAAAGUACGCGUGGUUUAAAUUUGUAAUAAAUAAUUUUGCAUUAAAUUACAUAAAUUAGAGAUAAUGAGGAGGGCUGCAAUAAAGUUGCACUUAUUGGUAAUUCCAUUGUCUUGGAUAGUUACGUUCUGUGCCGUGACGUUAUUAUAAAUAGUAAAUAGCGAAUAAAAUGUAUUUUAAAGGAAAA